This is a messenger RNA of Aspergillus saccharolyticus JOP 1030-1, 1651 nucleotides long. RefSeq names its product pex2/pex10/pex12 family protein. Gene Ontology annotation, biological process: protein import into peroxisome matrix. Gene Ontology annotation, molecular function: zinc ion binding. The transcript is spliced from 3 exons. Lineage: Eukaryota; Fungi; Ascomycota; Eurotiomycetes; Eurotiales; Aspergillaceae. The record is from RefSeq and is a predicted model, not a curated record. Gene Ontology annotation, cellular component: peroxisomal membrane. Bases 101 to 1483 code for a protein of 460 amino acids.
UUCGGGACUCUCCUCAGAAUUGCACUACCAUCGACGCGACGUCUACAAGACUAGCCUUUCUACCCACAAGGAAAAAUCUGCUUUUUACAAUGAUUCUGCGAUGAGUUCUACAAACUUUGCCGCUGCUCAGGAGCGGGUUUUGGAACGCCGCCGUCUCCGUGAGGCCGAAGCUUGCUCCAGACUUGCCGAACAGCAACGAUCUCACCCUUUCAAUCAUGCCGCGCUUCAAAAUCUCCCAUACCCUCUCAACAAGCUACCGUCGUCGGGAAUCUCUAUAUGGAAUGCUAUAAGAGGCCGGGAAGGCCUGAGACCGGCUUAUCGCGUUGGCCAGGUGGAUGCCGAGUUGCUGGAUGAGGAGUUACUGGGGCUGCUCAAAGGACAAGUUGGCGAUGCAUUGAAGUACUAUGGUCCUCAAACGCGUGAAGAUUGGUCUCACGAGAUCCAAUUGGUCCUCCGAGCAGCUCUGUUCAAGCUCUCAAUCUGGGAUCAUGAUGCCUCGUAUGGCGCGGCUUUGCAGAAUCUGAAAUACAUCGAUAGUCGUAGCAAAGGUCCUGUGCACUCGGCCCCUACCAGGUGGCAGAAAUCUUUGUAUGGUCUCCUCACCGUUGGGGGUCGCUAUGCUUGGGGAAAGUGGGAAAGUUGGUUGAUUGACCAAGAAAGUGGAUAUGAUGAGCCAUCACGAGAAGUACGAAUGCUCUCCCGGAUGACUGAUCUCGUGUCCGCAACCCACUCGAUCGCCGCAUUCAUCUCAUUCUUGGUAUUCUUGGUCAAUGGUCGGUACCGAACCCUGGUAGAUCGCAUUCUUCGCAUACGCUUGAUGCCGCCAUCUGCACAAGCGAGCCGCGACGUAUCAUUCGAGUAUCUGAACCGGCAGCUUGUUUGGCACGCAUUCACUGAGUUUCUUCUGUUCCUCCUACCAUUGGUUGGCAUAAGCCGAUGGCGAAGAUGGCUGUCCAGAUUAUGGAAAAGAGCAGUGUCUGCACUCAAGUCAGGCAAUGAGGAUGACGAAGAAGCUGGGAAACAGGGUGAACUUGGAUUCCUUCCGGAGAGAACAUGUGCGAUCUGUUACAGGGACAAUAACCCUACUGCUGCAACAGAAAGUGACGCCUUUGCAGCUUCAGCUUUAUCGGGAGGGAUCAUCGGAUCUGCUCAAACCGAUAUCGCCAACCCAUACGAAGCAGUUCCUUGUGGCUGUAUAUAUUGCUUUGUAUGCAUCGUGCAGAAGCUCGAAGCUGAAGAGGGAGAAGGCUGGAUCUGUCUCCGAUGCGGUGAGAUUGUCAAGAAGUGCAAGCCGUGGAAUGGCGAUGUGCUAGAAGACAUGCGUCCCCAAUCAAGUUCGGGUAAAAUUGUGGGUUUCGCUAUGGAUGGCAAUGCAGACACGGACGGCAACCGGAGGGGAAAGGAGUCAGAGCGACAUGUGGACACAACGACCACAUCGUCAGAGUUAUCAUCAGAUGAAUUGAUUCAUGAUUCCAGCUGCUGAUCUACGAUUGAGAAGAACUCUGUCGAAGGAUUAGACACCAAACAACCUGAAUACACAAAUUGAGCGGCUCUUGGUGCGGUACGAAGAUCUGGGAUGACCCAACGAGCUUCAUAUAUUGACGGCAUGUGACUUGUGACGGUGACUCAAUUUAAGUAACUACCAUUGAAG